AUGAAGUCCUUCUUUGUUGCAGCGGCGCUGGCCGCGUCUGCUGAGGCGCACUACAUCUUCAACAUCUUGAUGGUCAACGACCAACGCAUGGGCGGCGAGUACACCUACGUCCGCCGCAACAGCAACUCGUACAUGCCGACGUUCCCCGACAUCGUGACCAGCAACGACCUGCGCUGCAACGUUGGUGCCAAGCCCGGCGGCGGCGUACAGACGGCCACGGUCAAGGCGGGCGACAAGAUCGGCUUCAAGCUGUUCAACAACGAGUUUAUAGAGCACCCCGGCCCGGGCUUCGUUUACAUGUCCCUCGCCCCCAACGGGGUGGCCAACUACGACGGUUCGGGCGAUUGGUUCAAGGUGUACGAGACCGGGCUCUGCAGGGGCAACGCGGCGUCGGACGGAAACUGGUGCUCCUACAACAAGGACCGCCUCGAGUUUGUCAUCCCGCCCAAGACGCCACCGGGAGAGUAUCUCGUCCGCGUCGAGCACAUCGGUCUGCAUGAGGGGUUCAAGAACCGCGCCCAGUUCUACAUGGAAUGCGCCCAGCUCAAGAUUACGGGCCCCGGUGGCGGCACGCCCGGACCGUUGGCCAAGAUUCCCGGCAUUUACAAGGCCAGCGACCCCGGUAUUGCCUACGACAAGUGGAAGAGCAACCCCGCCCCGUACCAGAUGCCUGGCCCGGCGGUUUGGAACGGAAACUAG
This is a messenger RNA of Chaetomium globosum CBS 148.51, 699 nucleotides long. RefSeq lists its product as uncharacterized. The record is from RefSeq and is a predicted model, not a curated record. NCBI's taxonomy places the organism in Eukaryota, Fungi, Ascomycota, Sordariomycetes, Sordariales, Chaetomiaceae. The transcript is spliced from 2 exons. Bases 1 to 699 code for a protein of 232 amino acids.